Messenger RNA from Paracoccidioides lutzii Pb01, 189 nucleotides. RefSeq lists its product as hypothetical. The transcript has a single exon. The record is from RefSeq and is a predicted model, not a curated record. Bases 1 to 189 code for a protein of 62 amino acids.
AUGGAUGAUAACAACGUCUUAAAUAACUUUUUGCUAAUAAACCUUGGGUUCUCUCUUCUCGUGGAUUUGCUGAUUGAACACAAGGCUACGCUUCUAACAGUCAGGCAUCUUUUGACGGAGAAUGAUUUUAGGGCUUCAAAGAACGAAAGACAUGCGGUGGAGUGGGCGCUUGAGAUUGUGAUGCGGUAA